This is a messenger RNA of Amphibalanus amphitrite, 1101 nucleotides long. RefSeq names its product soma ferritin-like. NCBI's taxonomy places the organism in Eukaryota, Metazoa, Arthropoda, Thecostraca, Balanomorpha, Balanidae. Bases 284 to 799 code for a protein of 171 amino acids. The record is from RefSeq and is a predicted model, not a curated record. The transcript has 4 exons. Gene Ontology annotation, molecular function: ferric iron binding; ferrous iron binding. Gene Ontology annotation, biological process: iron ion transport; intracellular iron ion homeostasis. Gene Ontology annotation, cellular component: cytoplasm.
GCUUCCAAUGUGUCUGAUAUUGUAUUUAACCGAAUUACCUAAAUACCUAGCUAGACUCGCCGUUCAUCACAUAACGUUUAGGUUUGCUGGAUAACAUCUCGACAUGUUCGGUGUUAAGCGGAUCUCCUGUACACCUAAAACAUAUUUCUACUGUAACACCUUGUCCUAUCCAUAAAAAGCUAACAGCGAAGGAACGCAUCCGCGUGCAGCUUCAAGCCUGACAGACCAUUGUGAGAUUCGCGUGACCUGUGACCUCUGAGACACACACUGACCUGGAGACACGAUGGCGAGCCAGUGCCGCCAAAACUACCACGAGGACUCCGAGGCCGGGGUCAACAAACAGAUCAACAUGGAGCUGUUCGCCAGCUACACCUACCUAUCCAUGGCCUACUUCUUCGACCGGGACGACGUCGCCUUCCCCGGCUUCUUCGACUACUUCAAGAAGGCUUCUGACGAGGAGCGCGAGCAUGCGCAGAAGCUGAUGAAGUUCCAGAACCAGCGCGGCGGCCGGGUGCUGCUGCAGCCCGUCAUGAAGCCAGCUCAGGACCAGUGGGGCUCGCCGCUGGCGGCCGCACGCGCCGCCCUCGAGCUGGAGAAGUCGGUGAACCAGUCGCUCCUGGAUCUACACACGGUGGCCGGCUCCCACGGCGACGCCCAGAUGUGCGACUUCAUCGAGAACGAGUUCCUCACCGAACAGGUGGAGGCGAUCAAGGAGCUGGGUGACAUGAUCACAAGGAUGGAGCGCUGCGGUCCGGGGCUGGGAGAGUACCUCUUCGACCGCGACCUCAAGAAGGAGUGAGCACCGCCACCCGGGGCUGGGAGAGUACCUUUUCGUCCGCGACCUCAAGAAGGAGUGAGCGCUAAGCACUCCAUUUCUUUUGCCGGCGUCACCGAUGUAGGUCGUCGUCAGCCAGUGGUCGUCAUAUCCGGACUCCGGAGUUCGACAAUCGUGUACGCUUGUUUCAGUGGUGAAAUGUUGCGUGCGUCAUGUGCAUCUAAAAAUUGUGCGUUUAACGCCACAACCUUCGGAAGUCGCCGGCAGGCGGGUCUCGUUGAUAUUGUCAGUUAAAGUGAGUACAAAUAGCAAUAAAUCCAGACCAA